Lachancea mirantina is the source of this 708-nucleotide messenger RNA. NCBI's taxonomy places the organism in Eukaryota, Fungi, Ascomycota, Saccharomycetes, Saccharomycetales, Saccharomycetaceae. The record is from the annotation of a GenBank genome assembly.
AUGCUCUGUGCUAUUAACAAAAUACAGAAACACCAACUGCGCAUUUCCCGUACAAUGACUACUUACAAGACACCUGCUCCAAUUGUAACCAUAGGGUUUAGUGAAGCGACGCAAAAUCGUCGUACAAUGCGAGCAUUAGAGCCCAAGACUACGGUCCCGGAUAGUAUCGUGGUGAAACUCGCAGAAACGGCACUUCUAACAGUUCCGUCGGCGUUUAACAAUCAGUCUACGAGAUUGACAGUUUUGUUUGGUGAUGACCACAGGAAAUUGUGGUCCAUUACGGGAGACGCGUUGCUGGCGAAAAUUGGCGAAGAAAGCUGGAGUACGGUCUCGAAGGAUCGGAUCGCUGCGUAUGCGAAUGCUUACGGUACCAUUUUGUUCUGGGACGACGUGACGGCGGCGGCGGAAAUGCAAGGUUUUGCUCCUGACAUGUACAAAGACAAGACCGAAGAAUGGGUGCACCAGACCAGUGGGAUGCAUCAGUACUACUUGUGGACCGGGCUAGACGCAUUGGGGCUUGGAGUCAAUUUGCAACACUACAACCCGCUCAUCGACCACGACGUGCGCCGCACUUGGAACGUUCCAGAGCACUGGCAAUUGAAGGCGCAAAUGGUGUUUGGAGUACCUAAAGAGGGUAGUGUGGUAGGUGAAAAAGUUCAGAAACUUCCCCUGGAGCAGAGAUUGCAGGUGUUUGGCGCGACAAUGUAG